GGGCGCAGGAUUAUUGACCCGAGGGCAGACAGACAGCCAGCCUGGCACACACACACAGACAAACAGACAGACUGAUAAACAAACGUGUACAAGAACUGGCUGAUAGACAGAUAGAGAGGCAAACGCACAGACAGGCACAAAGAGACAGGUCAAUGCACAGAACGGUUAACCCACCGACCGACCGACAGACCAACAGAGGGGAUAGUGAAGUCACGCAAAUCACAGUCAGCAAAUUUGGCUGUACAGAAAUGAUCGUAUGAAGUGUUACGUCCACACACACACACACACACACACACACACACACACACACACACACACACACACACACACACACACACACACACACACACACACACACACACACACACACACACACACACAGAGGCCGGAUGCUGCUUGGGUCCCGUAGGAUAAGUUUAUCGCCCACAUGUCUCUCAAGAACAAAGGUCCAAAGACCGUCACGGCAUUCUGCUGGGCGAGGCGCUGCGGGGAGGACGACGGACGGACGGACGGACGGACGAAGGACAGAAAGAAGAAGGAAGGAAGGAAGGAGCCCAUCUCUGCCUCCCUCACCGCCGUCCUGCCUCCUUCACGGCCUGCCUCAAUCCCUCACGCUCACCUUGCCUCACCGGAGAGAGGAGAGAGGGGAAGGACCAACCUCUGCCUCACACAUUACCUCACUCUGCCGACCCUUCUCACUCCCUGCCCCAGCCUGCCCCUCUGCCUCUGCCCAGCCCUGCCUUCCUGCCUCAGCCAUUCCUUUCCUGACUGAGCCUCCCCUUCCUCCCUUUCUCUCCCUGUCCGCCUCCCUCCUUUGAUUAAAAAGCAGACGAGGAUGGUGGUGGCGAUGGUGGUGGUGGUGAUGGGGGUGGUGGUGACGAGUCCUGCGCUGGCUGACGAGCCCAGUCUUUUCGACGGUAUGUAUUGUUGCUGUGUGUGUGCCAGGGAUGGAGUUGUCGUAUUCGUAUUUGAAUACAUCCGAAUACCGUAUUUGGGUAUAUUCAUAUUCGUUUCCGAAUAAUUAGUGAUGAGAAUCAGUGUUUUCAUUCGUAUUCGAAUAUAAGGGAAAAGUGUUCGUAUUCUGCGAAUAAUCUGACCAAUACUUCAAGAUUUAUUACCAGAAAUAACAGCCGUUGUUCCUUACACGUUGUAAUGCCAGUGUGACAUCCCUGGACUGAACACAGGCACCGGCCAUAAGUCACCGUUCUUGAGCUCAUUUUACUGUUGCAUAACAUUACAACAGUUACGUCAAGAAGACAUUUUCCCAUGAAAAGUAUUCAUGAAUACUUUCAAGAAGUAUUCCUAUUUGUAUUCCAAUUAAAACCAUUUCAGCGUAUUCGGAUUCGUUUCCUAUUCGUCGGAAUUUGAAGUAUUCGUAUUCGUAUUCGAAUACACAGCUUUUGUAUUCACUCCAUCCCUGGUGUGUGUGUGUGUGUGUGUGUGUGUGUGUGUGUUGAUAUUCUGACGGGCUUCUGUUCAUAUAUAAUGUUUAAUGUAUCAAUAUCUUUCUUUCUUGUGUGUGUGUGUGUGUGUGUGUGUGUGUGCGUGUGUUGAUAUUCAGACGGGCUUCUGUUCAUAUAUAAUGUUUAAUGUAUAAAUAUCUUUCUUCCUGUGUGUGUGUAUGUGUGUGUGUGUGUGUGUGUGUGUGUGUGUGUGUGUGUGUGUGUGUGUGUGUGUGUGUGUGUGUGUGUGUGUUGAUAUUCAGACGGGCUUCUGUUCAUAUAUAAUGUUUAAUGUAUAAAUAUCUUUCUUCCUGUGUGUGUGUGUGUGUGUGUGUGUGUGUGUGUGUGUGCAGGCUGCCUCGUGUCCCCGGCGUUCAACAUCAGCGUGGGGGGGCGCCGCGCCGCACAAGCGGAGUUUUGGGGUUUCGUGGGGUCCGCCGCCGCCGGCCCCGUCAUGGAGGUGGAGGUGGGGGAGGAAGGCGGCUUCGGGCACACGCGCGUGAACCUAAUGCACACGCACGCCGCCGCCAUCCGCGUGGCCCUGAUGGAGGAGCGGCGGCAGGAGUGGCGCGUGGCGGGGCGUGUGACAGCCGGGUGGCGCCGCUUCCUGCUGGCGGCCACGUGGCAGAAGGACGCCCUGCGCCUCGCCCUCACCGACGACCUCGGCGCCGCCUGGCUGGCCGACGCGCCGCCGCAGGGAGUGCCCGCCGCCCAGUGGGUCAGCGUGGCCGUGCCGCACUUCAGCACGAACUGCCAAGCGCUGACCCCCGUGUGGCGCGUGGCGGCCGGCGCGGCCACGGAGGUGCCGCUCUCGCCGCUGUCGCGCCGCCUUCAGUUCACGCUGGAGGGCGGGUCGCUGCCGCGGCUAACGCUGCACCACACGGAGCUUAGCCUGGCCGCGGUGGCAGGCGACGGCAGUGGGCAGGACACCCCGCCGCCGGCAGGGCCACUGCUGCUGCGCCUGACGCUGGACCACACCCGGCCCGCCGCGCCGCCCCGCCUGGUGGCGGCGGGCCUGCGCGGCGUGGUGGAGGUGGUGGCGGGCGGCCCCGUGGUGGCCAUGCGGCUCAGCGGCGAGGGGGAAGGCGCCUUCCACGUGGUGCAGCAGCUGCACGUGUCCCCCGCCGCUCAGGACACCACCUGGGGUGCCGCCCCCUGCUCCGGGGUGAUCGCUAUCAGCUGGCCUGUCCUGGCAGGGGCGGCGGCGGCGCUGCUGCUGGCCGGCACGUGUGUGGGCGCCGGCCUGUGCCGCCUCAUGGGGACCCGUGUGGAGGCGGCGGCGGCGGCGACGACGACGACGAAGUCUCAGUCGCGGGAAGAAGCGGCGUCGCGAAAGUCCGAGUCUCCGUACCUGAAGCCACGGCGCGGCCCUUCCCCGCCUGCGCCGCCGCCCACCAGCAUGCUCGUGGCGCUGCCCGGCUCCCCGGCGGCGGUUCUGCAGGAGUGGCGCGUCGCCGCGGUGGUGCCAGCUCCGCGCAAGUCUGUGCCUCUGUACCUACAUCCCCGCCCCGGUCCCCGCCCCGCUCCCUGGCCUGCCCUGGCCCCGCCGCCGCCCCGCAGCUCCAGCCCCGAAGACACAUACGAGUACGUGGACGAGGCGAUGGCGACGGGCGACCCGUGGGCGGAGGACUCGUUCACCAGCGACGACGCCGACGCCGACGACAAAGGCGACCGCCUCUACUGUAACUGAGGGGCCGCGCCGCCCAGCGCCCGCCUAAAACAGGCGAGGGGCGGCGUGACGGUGACGCUGAGGCCACGCGACGCACGCCAGGCCGCCUGUGGCUGAGGCAGUGACUGAGGCAGUGGCUGAGCACUCGUGAACUAUUUGAGGAAUGAAUGAAGGAAGGAAGGAAGGAACCAACGAGUUAAAGAAUUAGGAAAGGAAAGGCGGAGGAAACUCGGAAGGUGUCAGCGUGGAGGCUCGUCAUGGAUGAUGAUGAUGAUGAUGAUGAUGAUGAUGAUGGCUAUGAUGACACGACUAGUGGAACUUCUGGAACCUUCUUGCAUGAUAACAC
This is a messenger RNA of Eriocheir sinensis (Chinese mitten crab), 3457 nucleotides long. Its product is annotated as pertactin autotransporter-like. NCBI's taxonomy places the organism in Eukaryota, Metazoa, Arthropoda, Malacostraca, Decapoda, Varunidae. The record is from RefSeq and is a predicted model, not a curated record. Bases 1897 to 3132 code for a protein of 411 amino acids. The transcript has 4 exons.